AUGUCUCUGGCAGUUCGUGGAUUUAACAGAGAUGCAGAAAACGCAGCUCCGAUGGGCAAGGCCAGGGCGGCCGGGACGAGGAGGCCUGUGCUUGGUGAAAUCUCCAACUUGCACAACAAGACAGGACAAGCCAAGAAAACGGCUGCAGUGAAGACUCAGGCCGCGAAGCGUUCUAAGCCAGCCUCGCAGCAGACACUGCCGGCGGAAGCACAGCCCCAGUGCGCUCCGGUCGUACCAGAGAUCGUCGUCCGUCCGCAAGAUGCCCGAGUGUCCGUCUGCUCCGACGUGUCCAUGGGAGAGGAGGAGCUGUGCCAAGCGUUUUCUGAGACCCUUGUGGCUGUGGAAGACAUCGAUGAAGGCGACGCGGACCUGCCCCAGCUGUGCUACGAAUACGUGAAAGACAUCUACGUGUACCUUCGGCAACUCGAGGUCCAGCAGUCUGUUCGCCCCAGGUACAUGGAGGGUUACGAGAUCAACGAGCGCAUGCGUGAACUUCUGGUGGACUGGCUGAUCCAGGUGCACUCCAGGUUUCAGCUGCUGCAGGAAACCCUGUACAUGGCCGUCGCCAUCUUGGAUCGCUUCCUCCAGGUGCAGCCAGUGAGCCGGCGGAAGCUGCAGCUGGUCGGCGUCACCGCGAUGCUCAUCGCCUCCAAAUACGAGGAAAUGUAUGCCCCCGAGGUGGGAGACUUCGUCUACAUCACCGACAACGCCUUCACCAAGGCCCAAAUCCGCGAGAUGGAGAUGAUGAUUCUGCGGGAGCUGAACUUCCAGCUGGGGCGCCCCCUCCCGCUGCACUUCCUUAGGAGGGCCUCCAAAGCUGGCGAUGCUAAUGCAGAGAAACACACACUGGCCAAAUACUUCAUGGAGCUGACCCUGAUGGACUACAACAUGCUGCACUACCACCCCUCUGAAAUUGCUGCUGCUGCCCUGUGCCUUUCCCAGGAGGUUCUAGUUGGACAGAAAUGGUCUGCAACACAACAGCAUUACACUACCUAUGGCGAAGACCACCUCAAGCCCAUCAUGCAGCACAUUGCCAAAAAUGUAGUCCGGGUCAACGAGGGGCUCACCAAACAUGUCGCCAUUAAGAACAAGUACAUGAGCAGCAAGCUCAUGAGGAUCAGUGCACUCCCCCAGCUGACGGGGGCACUCAUCAGGGACAUGGCUGCUCCCCUGCUCCCUCACUGAGGCUCAGUGUCCAGCCGAGUCACGGACUCU
Messenger RNA from Megalops cyprinoides (Indo-Pacific tarpon), 1215 nucleotides. RefSeq names its product cyclin B2 (gene ccnb2). Gene Ontology annotation, biological process: mitotic cell cycle phase transition; regulation of cyclin-dependent protein serine/threonine kinase activity. The transcript has 8 exons. Gene Ontology annotation, molecular function: cyclin-dependent protein serine/threonine kinase regulator activity. The record is from RefSeq and is a predicted model, not a curated record. Bases 1 to 1185 code for a protein of 394 amino acids. Gene Ontology annotation, cellular component: cytoplasm; cyclin-dependent protein kinase holoenzyme complex; nucleus. NCBI's taxonomy places the organism in Eukaryota, Metazoa, Chordata, Actinopteri, Elopiformes, Megalopidae.